GCACUAGAUGGCCAGUCAGCUGACUGCCCAGCUGAUUUUCGCCGCAUUUGCACAACAUUGCGCGACUCUUUCGGCUUUUUUUGUGUGAUAUUUUUACGAGAUUUACGUAAUCCUACGCGCAGAUCAUCAACCGCACCACCCACGCGGGAGCAGUGCAUAGGAACCAGUAUUCCUACUGGCGAUCGCUCAGCGAUGUCGCGAUCCGCACAAGAAGCUGCGGCGCUGCUGCGGGGACUGCGGAUUUUGGUGGAGGCGUGUGGGCGCGAGCAACUCGCCCACGGUCGUCAUCUUUGGAGCAAUUCGAGCAUUCGUGAGCUAAUCGCCGAGAAUGUUGCGCACACACAGCAGCUGGUGAGGAAUUCCAGUCAAAAUCCCACCGUGGAGCUGAAAGAACUGCAACAAUCCCUUCAAGAAACCGGCGAAAGGGUCUACGUGGUGGCCAAGGGUAUUUGCUCGCUGCUGGAGACGAAAAUAAAGAUGUCCAGCAAGGAAUCCGGCAUCUCCGAGCCAGCACAAGCCUCCACACCCAGAAGAUCCGCAGCCACGGCGCAAAAUCAAGCGAGUUGGGACGCCGCCAACUUGGAUAUAUCCUCCAUAACGCUGCAGGAGUUCGAGGAGAUACUCUCGCGCAGGAACAAGGAUCGAAGUGUUAGCUUGCGCACCCCGGCCACCAAGAGCAGCCAGACAAUGCCCAAAAAAGCAGCUCCAACCAAUCCGGGCGGCAUUACCCAGGACACGGAGUAUGUCAACAAUGUGCUGCGCUUCGUGGCGGGCGCCAAGGUGGAGGAGCCGGCGCCAGACACGCAGCUGAAGAAGAAGUCCGACCAGCCGGCCAUAGAAGUACCCGAACUGAGCAAGGUGGCCAAACAGCGCAAGGUUCCCUCCUCGCGGAUAGGCAGAAUGGCCUCCUUUGGCGGCUUGUUCGCCGGCCUGGGCAUUGGUACCCUCAACGAGCUGACCAAGGGAGCCCUCGGCCUGGGCGGAGCGACCAGCAUGCGAGAGGCCCUGCUGAGUCCCGCCAAUGCGGAACGCAUCGUGGACACGCUGUGCAAAGUGAGAGGAGCCGCUUUGAAGAUCGGCCAAAUCCUGAGCAUACAAGAUUCCAGCGUGGUGUCGCCGCAACUGGCCAAGGCGUUCGAGCGGGUGCGCCAGGCGGCUGACUAUAUGCCCGAUUGGCAGGUGGAACGGGUGAUGAACACCCAAUUGGGAGCCGAUUGGCGCCAGCGACUGAGAAGCUUUGAGGACAAGCCCUUUGCCGCUGCCUCCAUUGGCCAGGUGCACCGGGCCACCCUGAGCGACGGCAUGGAUGUGGCGAUCAAGAUCCAGUAUCCCGGCGUCGCCCAGAGCAUCGAAAGCGACAUUGACAAUCUGGUGGGCAUGCUCAAGGUGUGGGAUGUCUUCCCCCAGGGUUUCUUCAUCGACAAUGUGGUGCGCGUGGCCAAGCGCGAGUUGCAGUGGGAGGUGGACUACGACCGCGAGGCGGAGUACACGGAGCAGUUUCGCGAGAUGAUCUCGCCCUAUCCGGAGUACUAUGUGCCGCGAGUGGUGCGCAGCCUGACCACGUCCAGCGUCUUGACCACCGAACUGGUGCCGGGCGUGCCGCUCGACAAGUGCUUCGAUUUGAGCUACGAGCAUCGCGCCCACAUAGCCGCAUCCGUGCUGAAGCUCUGCCUGCGGGAGCUGUUCGAGAUUGAGUGCAUGCAGACGGACCCGAAUUGGUCAAACUUCCUGUACGACGCGCCCAGUCGCCGGCUAAUGCUGAUCGACUUCGGCUCGACGCGCUUCUACCGACACGACUUCAUCCGCAACUACCGCCAGGUGAUCAUGAGCGCGGCCGACGACAAUCGACAGGGCGUCCUGGAGAUGUCGCGCGAAAUGGGCUUCCUCACCGGCUACGAGACCAAGCAAAUGGAGCAGGCACACGUGGAUGCGGUGAUGAUAUUGGGCGAGAUCUUUCGCUACGACGGUGACUUCGAUUUCGGGAAGCAGAACACCACCGAAAGAUUGGCCGCCCUGGUGCCCACAAUGGUGGCGCAUCGGCUGUGCCCGCCGCCCGAGGAGAUCUACUCCAUCCAUCGCAAGCUCUCCGGCAUCUUCCUGCUGUGCGCGAGGCUGAAUGUGCGCAUGAAUUGCGUGCCCUUCUACAAGGACAUCGUGCUGGGGAAGUUCAAGGACUAGGCAGCACAGCUCCUCCAUCUCUCCUUUGUUUUUUUUUAUUAUUUGUCCAAUCCAAUCCCAGCAGUAAACCUUAAGUGCGCUUAAUUUGUAAAUGCAACCCACUGCAAGAUUACACAUGUAUGUGAAAUUCCUA
Molecule: messenger RNA, 2311 nt
Organism: Drosophila erecta
Lineage: Eukaryota; Metazoa; Arthropoda; Insecta; Diptera; Drosophilidae
Gene: Coq8
Product: atypical kinase COQ8B, mitochondrial
Exons: 2
Coding region: 193-2178 (661 amino acids)
Biological process (GO): ubiquinone biosynthetic process
Cellular component (GO): extrinsic component of mitochondrial inner membrane
Molecular function (GO): kinase activity
Source: RefSeq, a predicted model, not a curated record